This is a messenger RNA of Phyllotreta striolata, 852 nucleotides long. The record is from the annotation of a GenBank genome assembly. NCBI's taxonomy places the organism in Eukaryota, Metazoa, Arthropoda, Insecta, Coleoptera, Chrysomelidae.
GAUUAUUUACCUUGAAUUUAAACCCGAAUUGGAAAUUUCGUUUCGUAAUAAAGAUUAACGAAUCGGUUUUAACAUCAAUUUUCAAUUCUGCUGUAAUUCUCGCAAAUCCCUUCGAACUGUUUUAUUUAGAUAAAAAUGGAAUAAUUCAAAUUAUCAGCGAGCAAACAACUGCGUAAUGGAUGAUAAAAAUAAAUCGAGAGAAAUUUAAUGAUUGUUGUUUGUUACACCCGUACAAUUUACAUUGGAACAAUCCAUUUAUCUUCGAAUACAGAAAUUACAUCGUCUCGUAUUAAUCAAGGAAAAAUGGCAGCUUACUAUUGGGUGGACAGCAACGCUCGCGGAUCCGUCCCGAGGAGCGCCCUGAAGGGCGGCUUCGACGUCGACGGGUACGAAAUCUUCGUCGGAAGGGCCUUCCACGAGGGCGAUUGGCUACCGGCCAAAGUUAUACCCGGCAAACAGAUCGCCUAUGUGGCCUAUAACGGGGCCGAAAUCGGCGUACACCAAUUCCAAGUCCUCUGCGAGCAACAAUUCGAAUGGGUACCCUCCAGUGGUGGAAACAUCCCCCCAGAUGCAGUCGAAGGGGGUAGGACCUCAGAUGGGGAACCUCUAUAUGUAGGCAGGGCACACCACGAAGGCUCCUUAACCAUAGGAAAAGUUCACCCGAGCCACGGUUGUUGUUACAUACCAUUCAAUGGCGGAGAACACGCUCAUCAGUCAUACGAAAUCCUCGUUCUCAGACAAUAGAAUAUUUUACUUGAAUAAAAUAAAUAAUAAAAAGAAAAAAACCGAGCUCGAACCUAACAUUAUUUAGCGACGCCCUGUACAUAUAUAUUGUCCUAAACUUCACCGGAC